CCCUGUUAACAAAAAAAAAAAAAGUAAACGAGCGUCUAAACCGCAAAUAUAUUCCCUCCUUUUAUUUUAAGAGAUUUGUUUGUUGACGCAUACAUAUUUUAACUUGUUUUUCUACAUCAUGCGAAAAAUUUCCAAAAGUCGCACAGACGACGAUGUGAUAUCAUCUACCAAUGGAUCAGUGGUUAAUGAGGAAAAUGUAGACACAGAUACGCCAAAUAUAUCAAAGGAGAAGGAGAUGGAAACAGAAACCAACGAAAGUGUUGAAGAAAAUAGUGACGACCGUUCCGACUACACACCGAAAAAGAAAUCGCUUAAAGGAAAAUCUAAGAAGAAGAAAUCUGAAAAACAAGACAAAAAUGAUGAUGCACACACCGAGGAGUAUGAGGUGGAGAAAGUCAUAGAUUCAAAAAAAAUCAAAGGAAAGUUGCAUUACUUGAUACGUUGGAAAGGAUAUUCUGCAGACAGUGAUACUUGGGAACCUGAGAAUACCCUAUCUUGCCCAGAUCUUAUUAAUAAAUAUCAUGAUGAGAAAGAGAAUUCAAAAACUAAAGAAAGCAAAUCCCCUAAGAAGAGUGUUAAGAGAAAAGGGAAGAAAGAAACCAAAGUGGCUGCAAAGAGACCAAGGAAUGAGUGGGACAGUGAAAAUGCAGAUGAAAAUGCUGAAUAUGAGGUUGACCGAAUUUUGGAAGUGCAUCAUAAAAAGAAUGGCAAACGAGAAUUCCUAAUUCAUUGGAAAGGGUGGUCUACAAAAUUUGACUCAUGGGAACCCGAAAGCAAUUUGAAUUGUCCUGAAUUAAUUAAAAAGUUUAUGGAUAAGGUUGGUGUUGCACGUGCUAGUGAUGUUCGUAACUUACGAGUGGCUCCCGAAAGUACAAAUCGUUUCACAUUGCAAGACCCUUCAUCAGGGCGCAGGCUCAGCAAACGUCGCGGUCAACGUCAACGAGUUCGUUAUGACAAUGCUGAAUAAUGGAUAUCUUAAAUUUGUUUAAUAAACAGACUUUCUUUAGGUUUAAAUUUACCAAAAAUUCAUGAUUGUGAAUUAUGAUGUUAGUUAAUUGUCACUAACUAUAAGGUAUUAUCCGAGAAUUUAUUUCGCUGUGUUUGAGUUUUAUAUUGUCUUAUUUUAUUAGGUUAAAUCGAAAUCGUUAGCACCCUUUAAAGAGCACCUAUUCGAUUUUACCCGUAAAAUUGAAAAUUUUCACUAAAGAAACAAGUCGAAAACCACAAAUGUUUUUUUAUCAUUAUUUACAAAUACAUUAAUAAGUCUAAAAUUUUUUUGUUUUGAAUUUUUUAAUAACAAUAUUUCGGCCCUAAUAUAUUCUAUAUAAUGGAUAAAUUAUUAAGUAUCGCUAACAAUUUCGAUUUUACCCUGUAGUAACGUAAGGAAUUAAAUGUCUGUGUCUAAAUAGUUUUAUUAUUAUAAGUACAUAAUAUACAAUAAUACAAUCAAUGCCCAGUAUGCCUACAAAACCGUCACUGGAUCGUAUAUUUGCCGAACGAAAAUACAUUAAAAUUAUGGACGAUACAGGUAAAAUACAGAUCAAAAUAAAACUCAUGUACUGGCACGUAAGGAAAAUAUUUAAGUAUUUAAAAAAAGUUCUCAACUUUAGUUGUACUAUUUAUAGUACUUGCUUUUUUUUUCUAAAUGUAUGUUAGACUGAUUUUGAACUGAUAAUUUUUAAGCAAUCGAAAGGGGUUAUCAUUAUGAUAAAUUUUAAUAUAAUUAUGACAAAAUUUACCAAAUAAAGCGACUUGGCUUGCAUGAUUUUUUUUGUCCUCGGUGAACGUCAUGCAGUGAUUAUCUGUAUAAUGGGCACUGACUUGUAUGAGCACCUAUAGUAGAUUUCGAAUUCUCGCACGAUGAGAUAUUGUCCAAAUUCUCAGUGUUCUGUUUCGAAAACAGUCUAAAUAUAAGGGACAAUUAGGAUUAUAUUAAAAUUAUAAUAGUUUUUUUUUGUGGCUCCCGCUAAGGAACACGCUUUUUCCCGGAUAAUAAGUUCCAGGUUAUGUAUCUAACUCUUUUAAUUAUUCAGCUAGUUUCCUCAGUGUUCCUUUCUUAAUCGUAAUAGUUUAUUGUAAAUUGGUUGUUACACCAGCUUUCUUAAACUCUUGUGUUAGUUUCAAGUAUUGGUAAUGAAUAUCAGUGUCAAUAGGGUGUAUACCAAUGAUUAUGCUAUUGACUAAGGCUAUUAUAAAUCUACUACUAUUUUUAUGAAACAGUUUAUUGCCUUAGAUCCUCCACAAACUUCUGCAGAUAUUAGACCUUUUUUAUGAAGCUCAGUUUAAAUGAAAAAAAGAGCGAAAGUAUAAUACAACGCACACGGUUUAUCUAUUCUCAGUAAGUUCCAUCGUCUGUAAUGGUUUUUCUAUACUUGACACAAAGUGUGAACAAUUAAUUUUGAUAUCUUUAUCAAUGUAACAAUGUAUAAAAUAAACAAACAACUGAAUUAAAAGGAUUUUUGCAUUAAUUUUAUAUUACAUAACAGUCCACUACUGGGUAUGAUUCUCCUGCCAGAGACACACAUACACCGGCCGGUGGUUUACAGUUAUUUUUCUCUUACAUUAGUAUAAAUAUACUUUCUCUGAAUAGUAUAAAUAUACUUUCUCUGAAUAUUACAUGAAUGAAAAGGAGUGGUUACAUGUUCUUACUCACCACACGGAAGAUUGUAUUUAUUUACAUAUUAUUGUGCAGUCUUUAAAUGACCAAAUUUUAUAAAAAGACAAUAAAGAUUAUUUAGUAAAUCUAUUUUAAACCCCAUUAUUCUAUCAGCAAUGAGUGACUCAAAGUGUAUUCAAAGUAAUUUUCUAUUUAUUUUUCUAUUUAAAUUCAGACCAAUUCUACUUAUAUGUACCUAUACUUGUCAAAUUAUAUUUUGAUUGUUACAUAUUUUUAUUACAUAUAUUUUAAACUCUAUUAUUUUAUAAAUUAUAGCACGUAACUAAGAAUGGUUGUUACCCAACUUUAACAGCUUAAAUUAUAAAAAAAACCGCAAUGUACUAUAAAAGAUUUUGUCUCAACUUUGGUCUAUUUUUAUUAUAUUGCUUACCUGCUGUAAUGUAUACUGAAGAAUUAUUAAGCAAUUAUGGUGUUUUUUUAGUCGACAUUUCAGUUUCAUAAUCGCUACUAAUACAUUCUAUCCGAGAUAUUUUUUUUAAAAAAAGUUCUGUAAGUGCAAUAUCAAGAUGGGAUGUAUUUUUUUUUAAUGCAUCAGUAAUGUAUGUGUUUACAUAUAAUAAAAUUUUAUUAAUAGUA
Galleria mellonella (greater wax moth) is the source of this 3253-nucleotide messenger RNA. Its product is annotated as heterochromatin protein 1-like. The coding region runs from base 119 to 967 and encodes 282 amino acids. The record is from RefSeq and is a predicted model, not a curated record. Gene Ontology annotation, biological process: chromatin organization; negative regulation of transcription by RNA polymerase II. The transcript has 6 exons. Gene Ontology annotation, cellular component: pericentric heterochromatin. Gene Ontology annotation, molecular function: chromatin binding. NCBI's taxonomy places the organism in Eukaryota, Metazoa, Arthropoda, Insecta, Lepidoptera, Pyralidae.